Brassica rapa (field mustard) is the source of this 2962-nucleotide messenger RNA. Its product is annotated as ankyrin repeat-containing protein BDA1. The record is from RefSeq and is a predicted model, not a curated record. Gene Ontology annotation, molecular function: protein binding. Lineage: Eukaryota; Viridiplantae; Streptophyta; Magnoliopsida; Brassicales; Brassicaceae.
UACAAUAUAUAAUUUAAUUAAUUGUUUCGUCAUAUAUAUAUAUAUAUAAUUUGAUGUUUGAUUUACUUUUUUGAAAACAUAAAUAAUAAGUUAUUUUUAAAUUAAUAAAAAAAACUAAAAAAAAGUUAAUCUAAUAAAUAUUUGUAAAAUGAUUAAGCCCGCGUGUACGGGCAAAACACCUAGUUAUACCUUAAACCAUGAUCAGUAAAUCCUAAACUCAAAUAUAAUAUAUAUAUAUAUAUAUAUAUUGUAUCAUUUAUUAUUUACAGUUUUUAAAAUAUAAUUUUUUUAUUUUAAAAUUUAUGUAAUUAAUUAUAUAGUUAUUACUAUGACAUACUUAGAUUUCUUUAAUAUAUGUUAAUUUAUAAAAGAAUAAGUUAUGUAUAAUUCUAGAGCAAAAAUUGUUUUAUUUUCUGCUAUUUGAGAAUUCUUUUCAUUGAUUUUCAUUCGGUAGAGAUCUCUAUCUUUAUUAUUCUUCAAUUACCAAACAUAACUUUUGUUUUUUCUUUGACCAAUCUUCCACUGCAACUUUUAUUUUUCACCAUCUCAGUCGGUUCGAGUAUCUUCUCUCCGGUUUCUUAGCCAAAAAAAACUAUUGUACCAUUCCUUUUUUUUUUUUUUUUGCCAUGAUCCAUUCCCUUUUCAGCAUGUGCUUAAUGGCAAAAAAGCAUCAGAUUCUCACUCUGUCUUACAGACCUCCAGAAGCUCUACUGAAUAGAAGGAUUUCAUCAGCAGAGAUCCAAGCAUCGAUAUGAAUAGGUUCUUCUUUUGGAAAGAUUCUUCCAGUAAUAAAAAUUAAUCCAAACCGGGCAACUUUAUUCCAAACUAAGGAUUUAAGUAGGCCAGCAAGGAAAAACGAAGGAGAUGAAAUCCAGGGAAUUUCCUAAGAACAAUUCAACAGCUUGUUGCUAAAGCCUAUAAGCCAAAUCCGGUGACAGUGAUUUCGUUGGAGUUUCAAAGCCACUGUCACAGUAAGCCCUUAUAUAUUAGGCUUCAAGAUGGGCAUAUAAACCGAUAACACUCUGCCAAACACUACUGACUUUUGUAGUCUCUUUCUGAGUUCAUGUAGUGUUUGUCUUUUAUUGGCUUAAGCCAAAGUCAAAUCAAACCCAUUCCAUUAAACAAACGAUGGAUCAUAUUAUUAGGGAUAAAUCCUAUAUAUCUUAGGAUAAUGAUGUAACUAGUCCUACUCCUUAUCAUCUUAGGACAUUCUAUUUGAAUAAAUAGGGAGCUUAUGCUAUUCUAAUGAGACAACACAAAUUACUUCUUUAUACGAUUUCACAUAUUCAUAUUGUAUACUUGUUCAUACGAUAAAAAUCCAUAAAUUAUCAAAGUAAUCCACAUUUUUUCAUUUCUUCUUUCUUCUUCUUCUUGUUCUUGACACUUCUCCAAUGGAUCCAAGAUUGAUAGUAACUCAAAUCGAUGAAUUGUAUGAGGUUAUCCAUGAGAAUCCACACAUUCUUGAAAGCAUUGAUGCAGUACCGUUCAUCAACACUCCUCUUCAUGUAGCUUCUGCUUCUGGGAACCUUCCUUUAGCCAUGGAGAUUAUGAAUCUAAAGCCAUCAUUUGCUAGAAAACUUAACACAUAUGGUUUAAGUCCAUUGCAUCUUGCAAUAGAAGAAGGUCAAACACGGUUGGUUCUAAGUUUACUCAAGGUAGAUCCUAACCUUGUUCGCCUUCCAGGAAGAGAAGGCACGACGCCGUUUCAUCAAGUAGUGGGAAGAGGAGAGACUGAUCUCAUGACAGAGUUUCUCUUAGCUUGUCCUGGUUGCAUUAGAGAUGCUAACGUCAACGGUGAAACCGCUCUACACAUCGCGGUUUUAAACGACAGGUACGAAGAGCUUGAACUGCUCUUAGGAUGGGUUCAGAGUCUGCGUCAAGCAGACGCUGAAUCGCUAGAGAUGCAAUUUUUAAACAAACGUGACCAAGACGGUAACACAGCCUUGCACCUAGCAGCAUAUCACAACAGAUUCAAAGCAGUGAAGCUGUUGGUAAAAUGUCAUGCGGUUAACCUAAACAGUCAUAACCGGAUCGGUUUAACAGCUCCAGAUAUCUUACAGAACCAGGGGGAACAUCAAACGAACAGAAACAUCGAAAACAUUGUUAGAAAAUCAGGAGGUAAGACCGGAAACUCUCUGCCAAAACCCAAGAAAGUGUCGGAAGUCUUGAGAACUCCGAUUGGUUUCACAGAGCAUUGGUUCACACGGACAGCACGGUACAGGAACCAGACAUCAGAAGGAACACGAGCUGCGCUUCUAGUGAUAGCCGCACUAAUAAUCACAACUACUUAUCAAACAGCUUUGCAGCCACCAGGCAGUGUAUACCAAGAAAAUGCAGCUGAGGAAAGCAAGAAGAGUGUUGGUACUAUAAUGAUGAAUCAUAAAUAUUUCUAUGUUCUCCGGAAUGUGAAUAGUAUGGCUUUCGUUGGAGCAGAUUUCAUGGCGUUCUGUUUGUUACCAGCUGGUGAAGUCUAUGUGUGGUUCAUGUGGAUUGCAGUGCCCUUAUAUGUUUCUUACUUGGUUUCAAUGUCGGUUAUAUCUCCAGAUACAGUGUGGUCUUUCUCUACUAGUGCGGUCUCCGUAUUGAUCAUUAUUGCUGUGUACAUGGUUGUGUAUUUCGUGCGCUGGAGGCGGUCUAAGAAGAAGAUACCUGGAACCACAAGUGAUUUGAUUCUUGAAGGCUUGACAACAUUAGAUUUAGCUAAAGGAGUUGAAUGUAGAUGAAGUGAGAUCUGUAGCUUUUAUUUUAUGCAAUAUUGUUUCCAUUAUAAUGUUAUACUAGGUAAUAACCCGCGCGCCUUGCGCGGGAUGUGAUUAUUAGUUUCGUUAUUUUUAAUAAAAAAUAUUAAAUCUGUUUAAUCUGGAUACUGGUUCGGUUUUAAGUUUUUUUUUGGUUUUAAAUCUUCUAAAAUAUAAUUAUUAUUUUAAAUUAAUAUUCAUUUUAUUUUAUUCGAUUAACAUGU